AGACUUGAUACCAUUGGCCUAGAGUCUAGACUCGAGAUUUGACAGACUUUUCGAUCUCCCUCCCAGCCCGAGAGUCCUGCCAGAACCGCUUCCACUCACGCAGACUUAUUUCAUUGCACACGUAUUCCUGAUUCGUCCCGUCCCGUCCCACGCGCCCAUGGCAUAGCCGCCGGCAGAUCCAUGGCACCAUGACAGUUCUCCCCCACGCUCAUCAGCAGGCAGGCAUCCCUCCAUUUCCUGACAACCAGCACGUCUCCCUCCCGAGCCCCGACGUAGUUUUCUCCCUCUCCCCGUCUCUCCCACCCUGCGCAACUCUCGGUGUCUUGGCAGCUUUCUAGUACCGACGAAGGUUCUGUUUCGUUAUAAGCCAGUUCGCGCUGGUCGGUGCGUCGUUUCAGUGAAGCGUCUUUCGCGGGGCCACCGGUCGGAAAAAGGUAGACGGCGCUCCAGGUGCUGAUAGCGGUUGAUCGCACACCCGCGUUUUGAGGCGCCUAAAAAAUAGUAGUCGAUCGCAGAAGCCGCUGUGGAUUCUUGCUAAGCUAGACAGGCUAAGGAGAUUUUCGCUUAGCUAUCGCUUAGUCGUCGCAUAGCUAUCGCAUAGCUGUUGCUACUAGAUUCGUGCGACGGUGACGAUCGACGCGUGCAGUUGUACUUUGGGCGAGCUCCCAAGGCGUCGAAUCCACGCGGUUUCGUCGUCGAAAGACAGAAGGAAAGAAAGAGAGAAAGGAAUGGCCGCCAUGCAAGUCAGCAUCGACCAUCCGACUCCCCACGCUCAAGCUCAUCCCCAUGGCUGGCAACACCACCUCGCCGCAUUCGGCGCCGCAUCUGCCGCUCUCGGCAGCACGUCCCCCACGUCACCCACCCCCCCGGACCACGUCAGCACCUCGCGCUCCAUCUUCCUCCUCAUCAAGAAGACACGUGGCGCGCAGCCGUCCACGGGCGCCUCGGCCACAGGCGGCUCGGCGGCUCUCCUAUCCGGGAGCAUAGGGAAUCUAGGAACCGCGACGCGUGUAGUGGGCCCGUAUGGCGACUCGACGGGGCGCAAGGGCGGCUCGGAGGUGGCGUACGACUUGGGCCCUUCCACGUCAGCGCGGCAGCAAGCCACGUGGCAGCACGACAGCAGCGACGGCGGCGGCGGCGGCGGUGGCCCUCCGUCACCUCAGCAGCAGCAGCCGCAUAAAUCAAAACAAGCGGCACCGCACGAGCCGCCACCGCCACCUCAUCACCAUCACGCUGCUGCUGACGUGUCAAUCGAUCUCGCGGCGCUGCGCGACCGCGCGGUCCGAAGCACGGCAUCCGUCGUAGAUUUCCGUCAGCAGCAUAUGGUGCGGUUCCUAAGAGACGCUAACUUGCUUGCGCUCAAGGGGCAGCGCGCGUGCGCCAUGAGCGGGGUGUGGGGUGCGCACGAGCUUGUUCCGGUAGUGUGGGAGGGGGAGGGGGAGGCGGAGGCGGAGGGGGGGUUGGAGAGUUCGCGCGGAGCGGCAGGCGCAGGGGCGGGGGCGGGGAGCGGCGGAGGAAGGGGAGGGGGAGAGGCGGAGAGGCGGAGUCCGCGUACCCACGGGUCUGGGGAGGUUUCCGCGCGGAUCGGGGGAAUGGCCCAGGGAGCUUGCGCGGGGGGAGGACUGGGCGGAAAUCCGCACGCGCGGAGCGGCGAGGGCGCAUCCACGCGGGAGAGAGGGCGGGAGGAGGAGGAUGUACUGGGGGAGAUACUAGCUGCGGCGGGCGCAGCGGAUUGUACGUAUAGCGGAGCGGGGCCAGCAGUAACGGGUAUGAACGCGGCAGCAGGGACAGCAGCCGCUGCCCCGAAGUCCGGCGCUGGCGGAUUAGGCGGCGGGGUAGGCGGGGGGAUAGCCGCCGGGUUAGGCGGCGAAAUACAGGCGCGGCCGGGCAUAGGGUCCCAUAAGGCCGCCAACGGUGCGCUUGACGAUUAUUUAAUCCCCCCCGGGAAUAGGGUUGACUCGGUGACGGCCGUAUCAGGGGCGCGGGAGAGGGGGGGAGAGUCACGGGGGGAGUCACGGGGGGAGUCACGGGGGGAGUCACGGGGGGAGUCACGGGGGCGAGAGAGUCUGGGGGGGAAGCAGAGCAGCAGCGGCGGGAAGAAGGGGGGGUUGAGCCCGCUGCGGCUGCGCCUCUCGUUACAGUCACCCCGACAGGGUAAGGAGGAGCAGCAGCGGCAGCAGCUGCUGCUGCAGCAGCAGAAACAGCAGCAGCAGCAGCAGGGGCAGCAGCACACCCACCACUAUAACGAGGCGGAUCAGAGCACAGACCGGCAGAGCAGCAGCCAAAACCAGGAUAGUCACACCUCUUUUAGUCACACCACCGCUCCCCACCAGCACCCCCACCACAAUCACCACCAUCACGGCUUAUUUCAUGGCUUGUUUAGAAGAAACUCCAGGCACACCUCGCAACAGUCACACUCGCAGCUGUCACACUCGCAACAGUCACACUCCACCCAUCCAGCUCUGUCCCACCCGCAACGCUCCUACACGUCUCCGGUUACCUCUUCCAAUACCUCUGCUGCUGCUGCGGCGGCUGCUGCUGCUAUGGCAGCAGCUGCAGCAGUAGCAACAGCAGCAGGAGCAGGAGGAGGGGUGUCAACAGGAGUGGUAGACUCGUACUCGCACCGAGUGCCCGGUUCUAUGACUGCUGGGGAUGCUGCUGCUGCUGCUGGUGCUGGUGCUGGUAGUGUUGUUGCUGGCGUCGGUGCCGCUACUACUGUCUACCAAGGUUGGGUUAUGGACCCUGACUAUCUUGACGCUCCUGCACCCCCUGCUGCUGCUGCCCCGGCUGCUGUUGCUGCGUCUGCUUCCGCUGCUGCUGCUGCGGUUGCUGCUGCCUCUUCUGACUCACGUGGUUAUAACGAGGGACAGGGCCACACGCGCAGCCGAAGCCACACUCCUACUCUCUCCCAACCUCACACCACCCAAUCUCACACACUCAACCCCUUGCACAAUAACACCCACACUCGCACCCUCACUCACUCCCACGCUCCCUCCCUCACUCCCUCACACAUACAAUGCAAGCCUCAAGUGCAGAUUCCUGUCCCUUCCCUAGAAGCCAUUCUGCAUGUGCCUAGAAGCAUAGCUUCCGACCAUGGGGGGAGGGGGGGCGCGGGGAUGGGCGGAAGGGGGGUGGGGGGAAGGGGGAUGGCGGAAGGUGACCCCUUUUACCUCUCCAAUCCCCCUUCUCCUGGCGGAACUGCUACGAUCACCGGAACAGACGUCCCCCUAUCCCUAUUUGCUGCUGCUGCGCCGACCACCCCUGGGGGGACCAUGGGCGGAGGGGAACGGGGAGGGUGGGGAGGUGGGGGGAGCCAAGGGGGGAGUUCCCCGCCCAUGGCGGAAGGAGGUGGGGGGAACGGGGAAUGGGGGGGGAGAGGCGAGGUGUAUAACCGCCUAGGUCAUGGGACGGAAUCAAAGGCAGGAGCAGUAUCAGCAGCAGCAGGAGGAGGAGGAGGAGGAGGAGGAGGAGGAGGAGGAGGGGCAGCAGCAGCAGCAAGGGUAACAGGUGGGGGAGUCUCGACUCAUGCUACUGGGAAAAUGCACAGCUCUUCCAAGGUUUUCCCCAGGCAGGCAUCACCCGGGGGAGGUGGGUUUGGGGGGGCCUGGCGGAGGGCGGGAAGUCCCUGGCGGGGGAGAGGGGGGGAGGGCGGAGCGGAGGGGGGGAAGGGAUGGGGAGGGGGCGGCGGAGGGGGGAGGAUGGUGGGGAUAGGGUUUGUGGCAGCGGCUGUGCCCCGGUGGGUGACUCCCCCUAGGCGGUUCUGGAGGAGCGGAGGAGGAGGAGGAGCAGCAGCAGCUGCAGCAACUGCUUCUGCUGUGAACGAUACUGAAAACGAGCCACUGCACCACAGCCGGCAUGGCAGUGUGGCUCCCACAAGGAACAGAGCUGCUGCCAUGAGAUGAGAUGAUGUGACCACAAGGGAUGCUGGUUACAUGGGUGGCAUAUGGUAUUUGCUCUGUGACUGCAAGGGACGCGGGUUACACGGAUGGCAUGUGUGCUGUGUGAAGCCGCGAUCACACCUGGCAGGGCAGUGUGACCCCAGCAAGGAACAGAGCUGCUGCCAUGAGAUGAUGUGGCUGAGAUGACUAGGACACAUACAUAGAAGAGCAGCUGGACAACUGAAGGGAGAGACUGUAAGGUUGGUGUGAUUAGCACAAUCAUGUGCGUUACUUAGGUUUAAUCAGUGGUUCUUUACCCACUUGGGUGCCAGUGAGUCAAACGUUUUUUGCGCUGGUAGGAGGUGCUUUCCAUUCUUGCCUCUCUGCAGUUGAGGUGUCACAAGAUUGAACUUGUACUGUGGUGUGAUAGGUAAAGAUUUUUCAUCG
Molecule: messenger RNA, 4325 nt
Organism: Closterium sp. NIES-67
Lineage: Eukaryota; Viridiplantae; Streptophyta; Zygnematophyceae; Desmidiales; Closteriaceae
Source: the annotation of a GenBank genome assembly